Molecule: messenger RNA, 2712 nt
Organism: Lathyrus sativus (Indian pea)
Lineage: Eukaryota; Viridiplantae; Streptophyta; Magnoliopsida; Fabales; Fabaceae
Source: the annotation of a GenBank genome assembly
AUGGAAGGAUCUUCUUCUGCAGAUCUUCAUCGUCAUGAAUCAGAUAUAGAGCUCAUUGCUCCUGAAAACAUCACAAAGUUAAGUGUUGCUGAGCCUAAAGCUGGCACCUAUGUUGACCAUAACAAAAAAGAAGAAGAAGAAGAAGUAGCAGACUAUGUUGAGGUGACCAUGGAUAUUCAAGGCGGUUCUGUUGCCUUACACAGUAUGAAAACGAUAACAGAAAGUGAGAUGGGAGAGAGUGAUCGCGAGAAACUGUGUUUGACUGGGAAGAGGUUGGUGAAGAAGAAAUCUUUUGGUGCUUCAGUGGUUCAGAAUGCUACUAUUCGUAUAAAGCAGCUGAAGCGUUUGACAUCAUUUGCAAAGCCAGAACCAGCAAAACGAUUGGAAAGAACCAAGUCUGCAGUCGCUCAUGCUCUCACUGGACUCAAGUUUAUCAGCACCACCGAUGUUAGUGCAGGAUGGUCUAAAGUUGAGAAAGAGUUUGAGAAGCUUACUGCUACCACGGAUGGAUAUCUUCCUCGCGCUCUCUUUGCAAAAUGCAUAGGAUUGAAUGCGGAGUCUGAAGCGUAUGCGGAGAAGCUUUUUGAUACUCUUGCUCGGCAGAGAGGUAUUCAAGGGGGUUCGAUUAACAAGAUCCAGCUUAGGGAGUUCUGGGACUGUAUUUCUGACCAGAGCUUUGAUACUAGGCUCAAAACAUUCUUUGACAUGGUUGACAAAGAUGCAGAUGGAAGAAUCACUGAGGAGGAGAUAAAAGAUAUUAUAUGUCUGAGCGCCACUGCCAACAAACUGUCAAACAUUCAGAAACAAGCGGAGGAAUACGCGGCUUUGAUCAUGGAAGAACUUGACCCGGAUGACACAGGAUAUAUUUUGAUAGGAAAUCUGGAGACUCUCUUGUUGCAUGCACCUGAAGAAAAUACAAGGGGAGAAAGUAAGUACUUGAGCCAAAUGCUAAGCCAAAAGCUUACGCCUAUGUUUGAGGAAAAUCCUAUUAAGAGGUGGUAUAGAGAUACAAAGUACUUCUUCCAGGAUAACUGGCGAAGAUCUUGGGUGUUUGCGCUGUGGAUUGGUGUGAUGUUAGGUCUUUUUGCCUAUAAAUUUGUGCAAUAUAGAAGAAGAGCUGCAUAUGAAGUGAUGGGGCAUUGUGUGUGCAUGGCAAAAGGUGCUGCUGAAACACUUAAGUUGAACAUGGCUAUUAUCUUAUUGCCUGUUUGCCGAAACACCAUCACUUGGCUCAGGAAUAAGACCAAGCUAGGCACUUUUGUUCCCUUUGACGACGGCCUCAACUUUCACAAGAUGAUAGCUGUGGCAAUAUCGCUUGGUGUUGGGAUUCAUGCUAUUUAUCAUCUUGUUUGUGAUUUUCCUCGCCUUCUUCACGCAAGCAAUGAAAAGUACAAGCUGAUGGAGCCUUUUUUCGGACGUAAACCAUCGAAUUACUGGUAUUUUGUCAAAUCAUGGGAAGGAGUAACAGGGAUCCUAAUGGUUGUGCUAAUGGCAAUAUCCUUUACACUGGCCAAUACUAGGUUCAGGAGGAACCGCACCAAACUACCUAAACCGUUUAACAAACUCACAGGUUUCAAUGCCUUUUGGUAUUCUCAUCACCUCUUCAUCAUUGUCUAUGCCCUCUUGAUUAUCCACGGGACCAAACUUUACCUAACUAACGAAUGGUACAAGAAAACGACUUGGAUGUAUCUUGCUAUUCCCGUCACCAUUUAUGCAUUGGAAAGGCUUACUAGAGCACUUAGAUCGAGCAUCAAGUCGGUGAAAAUAUUGAAGGUUGCUGUUUAUCCUGGAAAUGUGCUGGCGAUUAAUAUGUCAAAGCCUCAAGGGUUUAGCUAUAAGAGUGGACAAUACAUGCUUGUCAAUUGUGCUGCUGUGUCUCCACUAGAAUGGCAUCCAUUUUCUAUAACUUCUGCUCCUAAUGAUGAUUACCUUAGCGUUCACAUUAAAAUACUUGGUGAUUGGACUCGAGGUUUGAAAGACAAAUUCUCAGAGGCGUGCCAGCCAGCCAACAAUGGACAGAGUGGACUUCUAAGAGGAGAAUGUUUGAAGGGAGAUAACAGCCCAAUCACUUUCCCUAAAGUUUUGAUUGAUGGUCCGUAUGGAGCACCAGCACAAGACUACAGGGAGUAUGAGGUGGUUUUACUUGUGGGGCUAGGAAUAGGAGCUACCCCAAUGAUAAGUAUUCUAAAGGACAUGGUCAAUAAUUUCAAAGCCAUGGAAGACGAAGAUGGGUUUGCAAUGGAGGAAGGAUCACCCGUGACAAACAAUCAUAAAGACACUCGGUUCAGUGACUUCAAGACAAGAAGGGCAUACUUCUAUUGGGUGACAAGAGAUCAAGGUUCCUUUGAUUGGUUUAAAGAGGUGAUGAAUGAUGUAGCUGAGGAGGACAGAGGGGGGUUGAUUGAGCUACACAGCUACUGCACCAGCGUCUACGAGCAGGGUGAUGCUCGCUCUGCUCUUAUUGCUAUGGUGCAGUCUAUAAGCCAUGCAAAAAAUGGUGUGGACGUUGUGUCCGGCACUCGCGUCAAGUCUCACUUUGCCAAACCCAAUUGGCGAUCUGUUUACAAACGCAUUGCACUUAAUCAUCCAGAAGCACGAGUUGGGGUGUUUUACUGUGGGCCAUCCACCCUGACGGACCAGCUUCGCCAGCUAUCAUUGGAUUUCUCUCACAAUACAUCCACCAAAUACGACUUUCAUAAAGAAAAUUUCUGA